AAUAUUAGUUUCUCUCAAUAAUCAAAACUCGAAAGAUCGAAACUGCCACCGCCACAAAGAAAAUAAACGUUAUAAACAGAGAAACUGUUGAACAUGCGCCAUAACUGCCACAAUCUCUCUUCAUUAUUGCCUAUUUAUUAUUAAACUACUUCCACUCUUCACUCACGAACUCUUCUCCCCUUUUCCUCUCUACCCAUUUUUCCAAUCCCAAAAUGAAUGAAUUCAGGUCCAAAUUCUUGGAGGUUUACUCAUUGUUGAAAUCAGAGCUCCUUCACGACCCUGCUUUCGAGUUCACUGACGAUUCUCGCCAAUGGGUCGAGCGGAUGCUGGAUUACAAUGUACCUGGAGGAAAGUUGAACAGAGGUCUCUCUGUAAUUGAUAGCUACAAGUUACUGAAACAAGGGGGAAAGCUAACUGAAGAUGAAGUGUUUCUGGCUUCUGCACUUGGUUGGUGCAUUGAAUGGCUUCAAGCAUAUUUUCUUAUUCUUGACGACAUCAUGGACAAUGCUGUUACACGACGUGGACAACCUUGCUGGUUCCGGGUACCAAAGUUACAGGUUGGAAUGGUUGCCGUAAAUGAUGGCACAAUGCUACGGAACCAUAUCUCGAGAAUCCUCAAGAAUCAUUUCAAGGAAAAGCCUUAUUAUGUGGAUCUUAUGGAAUUGUUUAAUGAGGUAGAGUUUCAAACAGCCUCAGGACAGAUGAUAGAUUUAAUUACCACACUUGAAGGAGAGAAAGAUCUAUCAAAGUACUCAUUACCUCUUCAUCAUCGCAUUGUUCAGUACAAAACUGCAUACUACUCGUUUUACCUCCCGGUUGCAUGUGCAUUGCUAAUGGCAGGUGAAAAUUUGGAGAAUCAUAAUGAUGUCAAGAACAUUCUCAUUGAUAUGGGAACCUAUUUUCAAGUGCAGGAUGAUUACCUGGAUUGUUUUGGUCUUCCUGAUGUGAUAGGGAAGAUUGGAACAGAUAUUGAAGAUUUCAAGUGCUCUUGGCUUGUUGUGAAAGCGCUAGAACUAAGUGAUGAAAAACAGAAGAGUUUGCUACAUGAAAAUUAUGGGAAAGCAGAUACGGAUUGUGUUGCCAGAGUGAAAGAGUUAUAUAAAGCUCUCAAUCUUGAGGGCGUAUUUUCUGAGUACGAGAGAAAAAGCUACGAGAAGCUUCUAAAAUCCAUAGAAGUCCAUCCAAGUGAUGCAGUACAAGCAGUGUUGAAAUCUUUCCUUGCAAAGAUUUACAAAAGGCAGAAAUAGAGAAGUCGAGAAAGAUAAACUUUGUGGGGCGAUGACUUGUGGAUCCAAGGUGUGGUAUUUUCUUGUUAUACAGAUUGGUGGAUGUAAGUUGAUUAUGAAUGAAGGGUUGUAAUGGAAUAGUGAAUGAAAAGCUUGUAAGUAGCUGUGUUGUUUUGACUUCUUUAUGAUAUUUAAGGCUUCAGAACUUUCUCAGAUGGUUCGAGUACAUUUCAUAUGUGGGUACCAAUUCAAUUACAUUUUAAGUUUUUAUCAAAUGAAAAACAAAAAACGUAUCUGUUGAUAAUCAAA
Cucumis sativus (cucumber) is the source of this 1535-nucleotide messenger RNA. Its product is annotated as farnesyl pyrophosphate synthase. Gene Ontology annotation, biological process: trans, trans-farnesyl diphosphate biosynthetic process. Bases 213 to 1247 code for a protein of 344 amino acids. Lineage: Eukaryota; Viridiplantae; Streptophyta; Magnoliopsida; Cucurbitales; Cucurbitaceae. Gene Ontology annotation, molecular function: (2E,6E)-farnesyl diphosphate synthase activity; dimethylallyltranstransferase activity. The record is from RefSeq and is a predicted model, not a curated record. The transcript has 12 exons. Gene Ontology annotation, cellular component: cytoplasm.